This is a messenger RNA of Hydatigera taeniaeformis, 309 nucleotides long. The record is from the annotation of a GenBank genome assembly. Lineage: Eukaryota; Metazoa; Platyhelminthes; Cestoda; Cyclophyllidea; Taeniidae.
CCUCCACCAAUGCCUCCUGCCGCCGUAGCCCCGACUGGUGCCGGCAGCGUCUCAGCCAUGUAUGGUGCUCCGAUGCCCAUGUUUGGCCAACCUGUCCCUGCUUAUGGCUAUUCCAUGGACCCGAACGCCUGGCAGCAGCAGCCCAUUCCGUCGCAGGGACAGCCAACACAUCCCAACCUCCAGCAACCUCUACCGCCACAGCAUAUACCGAAUCUCAGUGUCUACGGUGAUGGUGGCUCCUCUGAUGCUGAUGACGACACGCCACCUCCUCCGACAAACUCUUCUGCCGCCACUUACAAUGCGGGCUGA